This is a messenger RNA of Cebus imitator (Panamanian white-faced capuchin), 1553 nucleotides long. RefSeq names its product pleckstrin homology domain containing J1 (gene PLEKHJ1). Gene Ontology annotation, cellular component: recycling endosome; early endosome; trans-Golgi network. The record is from RefSeq and is a predicted model, not a curated record. Gene Ontology annotation, biological process: receptor recycling; retrograde transport, endosome to Golgi; endosome organization. The transcript has 6 exons. Lineage: Eukaryota; Metazoa; Chordata; Mammalia; Primates; Cebidae. The coding region runs from base 411 to 860 and encodes 149 amino acids.
GCUUCCAACGAACUCUGGGUCCGCUGCGGCCGCGUGGGCCCGACUUUCGCGAGAGGGCGGCUGAUACCCUCCGGGAGAUGUUAUCGCUCCCUCCGCCUGCGCCUGGCCGUUCUAACAAGGGGCGCCAGCCAUCACGGGGGUGCCUUGAUUUUGUUCCACCUUGGUCCGAUGUAUUUCAGUUAACUUAGUAACGACGGUCCGCCUCCCCAACCAACCGGUGCACCCACCUCCCUGGGUCGCCAGUGCCACCCUGCGGCGACGGGCGGCAUGGCCAGCCCAAGGCGCGCAGGCGCACUAGCCCCAGCGGGGCUUCCGUGUCUGCGCCCUGGGACCUUUUUGGCGCCGGCCCCGGCGCGAGCGGGGACGGCGGCCGGGAGGGCGUGGCGCGGGUUCGCGUUCCCCGCGGAACAAUGCGGUACAACGAGAAGGAGCUGCAGGCGCUGUCCCGGCAGCCGGCCGAGAUGGCGGCCGAGCUGGGCAUGAGGGGCCCCAAGAAGGGCAGUGUGCUGAAGCGGCGGCUGGUGAAGCUCGUGGUGAAUUUCCUCUUCUACUUCCGGACAGACGAGGCCGAGCCCGUCGGAGCCCUGCUGCUGGAGCGCUGCAGAGUCACCCGGGAAGAGCCCGGCACCUUCUCCAUCAGCUUCAUCGAGGACCCCGAGAGAAAGUAUCACUUUGAGUGCAGCAGCGAGGAGCAGUGUCAGGAGUGGAUGGAGGCUCUCCGUCGGGCCAGCUACGAGUUCAUGCGGAGAAGCCUCAUUUUCUACAGGAACGAAAUCCGGAAGGUGACAGGCAAGGACCCCCUGGAGCAGUUCGGCAUAUCCGAGGAGGCCAGGUUCCAGCUGAGUGGCUUGCAGGCAUGAGUGCAGGGCAUGGUGGUUGGCGUGCAGCUGGGUGGGACUGGCCUUUGCCCAGCCCUGAGUUGCUUGGCCAUGCCUGGAUUUUUUUUUUUUUUUUUUUUUUUUUUUUUUUUUUUGUGUGUUUUUUUUUUUUUUUUUUUUUUUUUUUGAGUCAGGGCCUCACUGUUGCCCAGGCUAGCAUGCAGUGGUGCCAUAGCUCACCAUGACCUUGACCUGGGCUCAAAUGAUCCUGUUGCCUCAGCUUCCCAAGUAGGCUGGGACCACAGGCACGAGCCCCCACACCCAGCCCUCACACCUGGAUUUUCAGCGGGAGGUUUUUGGUUUGGAGACAUCCAAAGCUUGAAGCCGGUGGGUGUGGGCAGGCGCUGCGUUUUGUGAAACUGCCCAGCAAGCCGCCCUCCUCAGGGCCCCAGGACCCACCCGACUGGCCUGGCACCUGGUGCUACGUGCUGCUGCCGGGAUGUGCGCCCUCCCACGAUUCCCCGCCUGAGUUUUGUGCAUCCAGGGUCUGGUGGGCACCCGGGCUGUGUGGCCCUUCCGCCCUGCACAGAAUGAAUGUACAGGGCCAGAAAAAGCUGUGAAUGGAGUGGGGGCCGAGUCCCCCCACCAGCUGUGAAUUCUGCAGACAGGAGCCCCGGCUGUGGGCCUGGGGAACUGCUUGUCCUGUUCAAAUAAAGGUACCUCUUUUUCACAGUG